Molecule: messenger RNA, 1668 nt
Organism: Dipodomys spectabilis (banner-tailed kangaroo rat)
Lineage: Eukaryota; Metazoa; Chordata; Mammalia; Rodentia; Heteromyidae
Gene: Ybx3
Product: Y-box binding protein 3
Exons: 10
Coding region: 6-1082 (358 amino acids)
Biological process (GO): regulation of gene expression
Cellular component (GO): nucleus
Molecular function (GO): nucleic acid binding
Source: RefSeq, a predicted model, not a curated record
GCGGCAUGAGCGAGGCGGGCGAGGCCCCCGCCGCCGCGGCCACCGCCGCCGCCGGCCUCCCGCCGGGCCCGGCCCCCGCCGCCGCCCCGGACCCCGCGCCCAAGAGCCCGGCGGCCGGCGGCGCGGCCCCGGCCCUGGCGGCCGGGAACCCGGGCGGGGACGCGGCCCCCGCCGCCCCGGGCCCCGCGGGCCCCGCCGCCGGCGAAGACGCGGAGAAGAAAGUUCUAGCCACCAAAGUCCUUGGAACUGUGAAGUGGUUCAAUGUCAGAAAUGGAUAUGGAUUUAUAAAUCGGAAUGACACCAAAGAAGAUGUAUUUGUACAUCAGACAGCCAUCAAGAAGAAUAAUCCACGGAAAUACCUGCGCAGUGUAGGGGAUGGAGAGACAGUUGAGUUUGAUGUGGUUGAAGGAGAAAAGGGUGCUGAAGCAGCCAAUGUGACUGGCCCAGAUGGAGUUCCAGUGGAAGGGAGCCGCUACGCUGCUGAUCGGCGCCGUUACAGACGUGGCUACUAUGGCAGGCGCCGUGGUCCUCCCCGUAACUACGCUGGGGAGGAGGAGGAGGAAGGGAGCGGCAGCAGUGAAGGAUUUGAGCCCCCAGCCACCGAAGGGCAGUUCCCAGGGGCGCGGAGUCAGCUGCGCCGCCCCCAGUACCGCCCCCAGUACCGGCAGCGGCGGUUCCCGCCAUACCACGUGGGACAGGCCUUUGACCGGCGCUCGCGGGUCUUUCCCCAUCCCAACAGAAUGCAGGCUGGCGAGAUUGGAGAGAUGAAGGAUGGAGUCCCUGAGGGAGCUCAGCUCCCAGGACCAGUUCAUCGAAAUCCCACAUACCGCCCAAGGUACCGUAGGGGGCCUCCUCGCCCACGGCCUGCACCAGUUGUUGGAGAGGCUGAAGAUAAAGAGAAUCAACAGGCGGCCAGUGGUCCAAACCAGCCACCUGCCCGCCAUGGAUACCGGCGUCCCUACAACUGUCGUCGUCGUCCGCGUCCUCCUAACGCUCCGUCACAGGAUGGCAAAGAGACCAAGGCAGGUGAAGCACCAGCCGAGAACCCUGCUCUGGCCACCGAGCAGAGCGGUGCUGAGUGACCCCGCUCCCCAGGCCCCUCCACCACCCACAGGGUGACCUAAAGAAUUAAUGACCAUUCAAAAAUAAAGCACACCUACGACCUUACCAACACCAAAGAAACAGCUAAGCAAUAAAGUCGACGACUAACCAAGAUGUGGACAUUAGAAUGUUUGCUAUUAUUCUUUGUGAAACCAACAGCUACAAAAUGAAAAUGCCAGCAACUUUUCCUGCAAUCUGCAGUCCAGGAAAACCCGCACAGAACGCAAGAGAGCACCCUCCCCAGUUUCAGCCACCACUAGGUUUCUAGUUUUUCCUGGUUUUUACUGUUUUGGUACUAUGAAUUGAAAGAAGAAAUAUUAAUACCAUAUGGGAAGAACCCCUACCAAAGAAAUCCGAAAUAUAUAGUAAAUGCUUUUUUUUUUCCUUUUUUGUUCAUUUUGGAUGCUGGUGCUAAACUUCCAAGUGUCAUGAUUUAAAAAGAAAUUUUAUGCCCUUAUUUAUUUCUAGAAUGAGGGGAGGAUCACAAUUUUUGAUUUCUUACAUGACUCUCUUUUAAAAUGUGCAGUAAGAAGUUCCUCAGAAAUAAAACUGUUGCCCUUCAAAGGA